AUGGAGAUUUUUCAAAGUGGAGGAGUAUCCAAGAUAUGGAGGAUUAUCCAAGUGGAGGAUUAUCCAAAAUAUGGGGUUCUUACCCAUCUUGACAAGGUCGGCCUAGAUAAGGUAUCAAAAGUUAAAAAUCGUCUCGAGGAUCAUUUCUGUACUGAAAUAUGUGGAGCAGCAAGAUUUUCCUCCUUGUCCGGUCUCGAAGAAGAUGGCUUGUAUAAUAUGCUUGAAAUUAAUCAUCUGGGAGAAAUGCUGUCGGAUUCUCAGUUCCUUCCUUUGUCAUGGCGGGCCGAACAUCCUUACGUGCUGGUAGACCGUUUUGAAGUGCAUGGGGAUAAACAAUGCAAUAGGAACUUAAGUCUGUACGGUUAUCUCAGAGGUUGUGAUAUCAAGAAAGGAACUAAGGUCCAUAUUGCUGGUGCUGGUGAUUUCUCUUUAGCUGGCAUUACAAGGUCAUUUGAUCCUUGCCCUUUAAAGGUUGACGAUUCUUUUCGUUUUUGCAGAACAGGGAAUUAUUUAAGGUUGGAUGUUCUUGACGUUCCUUAUGAGAUAGUUGAAAAUUUUGAAUCCCAUCAUUAUCCUAUUCUUGUGGGAGAUAUCCUUCCGGAAGAGGAACCAUCUGGAUUUAUGAUGGUGAAGCUUAGGCGACAUAGUUGGCAUGAGAAUUUGUUGAUGUCAGGAGUUCCAAACACUGUUUCGGCUGGUUCGAGACGAUAUCAGACAAAUGCUAUUUAUGCCAUGGAAAACCAGAAUGGACAUCAUCGGCUUCUCAAAUACACUCCAGAACAUAAGAACUGUGUUUCGUUUUUUUGGGGGCCUCCGGUGCCUCCUAAGACCACAAUUGCUGUUGUAAUGAAUAAAUUUUAUUCUUUAAAAGAUGAGAAUUUGUUUCGGAUUAUGGCCAAGGGUGUCGUUCUUGAUUUUAACAAUGACACAGAGAUAUUGCUGAAAGGAAAAAAGAUGGCAACUGUUCAAACUGACGGGAAGACUGCUUGUAUCAAGCUUGCAUCUGGACUUGAACCUGACAGGUUUAUAGGUGCACCAAUUCAGACUAGUAGCGGUGUUCGGGGAAGGAUUGACAAGUCUUCAGGAGGUGCGAUCCUUGAAUGCACAUUUAAGGACAUUAUUCGUAUGGGCGACAUUUUCCUGUUUCCUGUUUUGGCCACACUCGUGCUUCCUUCACUCUUCAAACAGUUAAAUUUUCUCUUCAAACACUUAGAGAUCCCCACCAUCGCCACCGACGACGCCUAUGCCGCCAUCACCGAUGCUGCCGCCGCUACCAUCAACUUUGUCGCCACCGACACGGUCCAUUUUGGCGCCACCAUCACUGUCAAUGCCGAGGACGAGCUUGCAUUUUUAUACAAAGAGGAUGCUCCGAGGCGGAAGAUGCCUUAUCUUCGACGUGGUGUGCUUAUCCAUGAGGGGAGAUGUUGUUUUCUUUCAUUUCCAGACCCGCUAGAGAUUGAGCAGAGGUUAAUUAAGAGGAGAAAACGUUGUGCGGCCCAGGAGAUAUCAGGAGAGGUCAAGAAAGAACACAGUUUUGAUCGAUCAGGAGAGGAAGCUAAGGAGGAACAGAUAUCAGGAGAGGUCAAGGGAAAAGACAGUUUAAAUCGAUCAGGUUGGGAAGCAAUGGUGAUCGCGGAUGAUGAAUCUGUGUCGGCACUAGAGUUGUUUCAGCAAAGGUGCCCGCCCCCGGGCAUGUAA
This is a messenger RNA of Papaver somniferum (opium poppy), 1698 nucleotides long. Its product is annotated as ribosome biogenesis protein BMS1 homolog. Gene Ontology annotation, biological process: maturation of SSU-rRNA from tricistronic rRNA transcript (SSU-rRNA, 5.8S rRNA, LSU-rRNA); endonucleolytic cleavage of tricistronic rRNA transcript (SSU-rRNA, 5.8S rRNA, LSU-rRNA); ribosome biogenesis. Gene Ontology annotation, cellular component: 90S preribosome; nucleus. Lineage: Eukaryota; Viridiplantae; Streptophyta; Magnoliopsida; Ranunculales; Papaveraceae. Gene Ontology annotation, molecular function: GTP binding; GTPase activity; U3 snoRNA binding. The record is from RefSeq and is a predicted model, not a curated record. The transcript has a single exon. The coding region runs from base 1 to 1698 and encodes 565 amino acids.